Branchiostoma belcheri (Belcher's lancelet) is the source of this 1542-nucleotide messenger RNA. RefSeq lists its product as uncharacterized. The record is from RefSeq and is a predicted model, not a curated record. Bases 213 to 1337 code for a protein of 374 amino acids. Gene Ontology annotation, molecular function: protein binding. The transcript is spliced from 5 exons. Lineage: Eukaryota; Metazoa; Chordata; Leptocardii; Amphioxiformes; Branchiostomatidae.
GGCUGAUGGGAAAAGGUUUAAACGUUUCCAGAAUUUGUCAGUGACGUCACUAAGGCUUGUUUCUCGCGUAAUUAUCCAGUUCAAGAUGUUCGAUUACGACUAUCACCAGGCCAACUCUUUUAUUUUGGUCAGGAUGUGACGUUCUAGAACUUGAGGUAAAGUUUGCUAGUUGAGACAGGCUGAACCUCAGUCGUUUUCUAGGAUCCGGAGAUAUGACGACAUACGUACGGGUACGGGUGCUAUUUCGCACAGAAUGGAAUCUGCUUAGGGUACUCUUUUCCCGAUCUACACUCAAGGCGCUGCACCCAAAGAACUUGCUUCAAAUUACCUCGUCACUCCAGGUUAGAAAAGUCGGGAAGAACGCCGCUGAUUACUGCAGAAGAGUUGGCUGGCUCCGUCUAGCCUUGACGAUCGGGAGCGCCUCACUGAUAGCAGCGGCGCCCACACGCGAAUGGUGGCGAGUCACGGGGGACGAUGUGGACAAACUGAUCGGGCGGGCGGAACAGUCGUUCGGUGAGGAUGAGUUAGGUCGCUGUUGUCGGACCAUGGCCUUGCGAAAGGCCCUACAGGUUGUAGAGCCCAUGGAGGGAGAUAAGAAAGUCGAAGCGCUUUCGAAGAUUUAUACCAGGCUGGCUGACCUAAUGACAAGCUUGUAUGAGGCAGAGUGGAUCUAUAGGGAGGGAGUGCACCUGAUGGAAGAGGGCGGACCCACUAGGAAGAGCAGGUACCUUGUGGAGGGGAUGAGGACUCGGCAGGCGGUUGCGUGGCUGAGCUGCCUGUCCCCCAGAACACCGCCCACACACCAUGCGGCCAGACUGCUCAGGAACACCGCCGGUGCCCUAGAGACGUCCGCUCAAGAGAGCAUGGCCCGCGGUGCGCCGAACAGGGAGAUACUGAUUCAAUUAGCGACCACAAUGCAAAAGUUAGGCCAGCAGUACCAUCUACCCGAGGCCGAGCUGAGCUUACACAAGGCCCUCAUGAUAUACCAGCACAUGUACGGGCUCACCCACCCCGACACCAUACGCGUGUUUAACGACCUGGGCAACCUGUACAAGGGGAAAGAGGACUAUGACAGGGCCAUUAGCUGCUACAAUCGGGCAAUUGAGCUGGGAAAGGCGCAUGCGCCGUGGUUGGUGUCCUCCAUAUUGCGUAACCUUGGCACGACCCUUGCGGACAUGGACGACAAGAGCGGGGCUAGGGCCACAUUCCAGAUGGCGCUGAAGGCCGCACAAGACUGGCAGAGUUUGCUGGUGAGAGAAAAUAGCGACUGGAAGCCAAACCUGACAGAGGAAGGCGACUGCCGCGACCUGCUAGAAUGGAUUGAGGAAAUGGAUUGAGGAAUAAAGUAGAGAAAAAAACUGUGCUAGUGUAAGACAAGUAUGAAAUUUAUUUCUUUUAUUGGUGCACACGGUGUAUACGUAGGUCCAUUUUAAAUGGCAUUUUAUCAUUCUAAGCAAUCCAACGUAACUAUUUUUCAUCAGACCCCUGUGUAUUGUUUGUAAUAAAUAUUGUGCAACAUCUCUUUUCUAUCUCACAAAUAAC